Lepus europaeus (European hare) is the source of this 2250-nucleotide messenger RNA. It is a transcript of the gene UNC93B1, whose product is annotated as unc-93 homolog B1, TLR signaling regulator. Gene Ontology annotation, molecular function: Toll-like receptor binding. Bases 57 to 1865 code for a protein of 602 amino acids. Gene Ontology annotation, cellular component: endosome; lysosome. Gene Ontology annotation, biological process: intracellular protein transport; toll-like receptor signaling pathway; toll-like receptor 9 signaling pathway. The record is from RefSeq and is a predicted model, not a curated record. Lineage: Eukaryota; Metazoa; Chordata; Mammalia; Lagomorpha; Leporidae. The transcript has 11 exons.
UCGGGCGGGCUGGCCCGGGACAGACGCCGUGGGGAGUCGUGGGUCCGGCUCGGGCCAUGGACGCGGAGCCGCCGCUGUACCCGGAGGCGGGGGCCGCGGGGCCCCAGGACGAGGGGGACCAGCUCCGGGUCCCGGACGGGCCCGAGGCCCUGCUGGACGAGCUGGUGGGCGCCUACCCCAACUACAACGAGGAGGAGGAAGAGCGCCGCUACUACCGCCGCAAGCGCCUGUGCGUGCUCAAGAACGUGCUGGCGGCCAGCGCGGGCGGCGCGCUCACCUACGGCGUCUACCUGGGCCUCCUGCAGAUGCAGCUGAUCCUGCACUACGACGAGACGUACCGCGAGGUGAAGUACGGCAACAUGGGGCUGCUGGACAUCGACAGCAAGGUGCUCAUGGGCAUCAACAUCACGCCCAUCGCCGCCCUGCUGUACACGCCCGUGCUCAUCAGGUUCUUUGGCACCAAGUGGAUGAUGUUCCUGGCUGUGGGCAUCUACGCCCUCUUCGUCUCCACCAACUACUGGGAGCGCUACUACACGCUGGUGCCCUCGGCCGUGGCGCUGGGUAUGGCCAUCGUGCCGCUCUGGGCCUCCAUGGGCAACUACGUCACCAGGAUGGCGCAGAAGUACUACGAGUACACCCACUACAAGGAGCAGGACGAGCAGGGGCCAAGGCAGCGGCCCCCCCGGGGCUCCCACGUGCCCUAUCUCGUGGUCUUCCAAGCCAUCUUCUACUGCUUCUUCCACCUGAGUUUCGCCUUCGCGCAGCUGCCUAUGGUUUACUUCCUGAACCACUACCUGUACGACCUGAACCACACGCUGGCCAAAGUGCAGAGCUGUGGCACGAACAGCCAGGGCAUCCUCAUUGGCUUCAACAAGACGGUCCUGCAGACGCUGCCACGGAGCCGAAACCUCAUCGUGGUGGAGAGCGUGCUGAUGGCGGCCGCCUUCCUGGCCAUGCUGCUGGUGCUGGGCCUGUGCGGUGCUGCUUACCGGCCCACCGAGGAGAUCGACCUGCGCAGCGUGGGCUGGGGCAACAUCUUCCAGCUGCCCUUCAAGCACGUGCGUGACUUCCGCCUGCGCCACCUCGUGCCCUUCUUCGUCUACAGCGGCUUCGAGGUGCUGUUUGCCUGCACUGGCCUGGCCCUGGGCUAUGGCGUGUGCUCCCUGGGGCUGGAGCAGCUGGCCUACCUCCUUGUGGCCUACAGCCUGGCUGCCUCUGCCGCCUCCAUCUUGGGCCUGCUGGGGCUGUGGCUGCCACGCUCGGUGCCCUUGGUGGCAGGGGCUGGGCUGCACCUGCUGCUCACCCUCGGCCUCUUUUUCUGGGCCCCUGUGCCCAAGGUCAUGCAGCACAGCUGGGUGCUGUACAUGGUAAUCGCGCUCUGGGGUGUGGGCAGCGCCCUCAACAAGACCGGACUCAGCACACUCCUGGGGACCCUGUAUGAGGACAAGGAGAGGCAAGACUUCAUCUUCACCAUCUACCACUGGUGGCAGGCCGUGGCCAUCUUCUUCGUGUACCUGAGCACGGGCCUGCCCAUGAAGGCUAAACUGGCGGUGUUGAUGGUGACGCUGGUGGCCGCCACGGCCUCCUACCUGUGGAUGGAGCAGAAGCUGCGGAGGGGCCUGGCCCCGCGCCAGCCCCGCAUCCCGCGGCCCCAGCACAAAGUGCGCGGCUACCGCUACCUGGAAGAGGACAACUCGGACGAGAGCGAUGCGGAGCAAAGGGGCGCCGAAGGCGGGGGCGACGGCGCCGAGGAGGACGGCGCGCCGCCCGCGGGGGCCCGGCCCGGCCCAGAGCCCGAAGGCCCGUGCCGCCGGCCCUGCCCCUACGAGCAGGCGCUGGGGGGCGACGGGCCAGAGGAGCGCUGAGGGACCCCAGGGCGCGGCCUCAGCUCACUGCGGCUUGGGGGGCGGGGGGGCAUGAGUCCUGCACCCGCUUCGGGAAGGACCCCCGUUCCCUAACCCGCAUUGGCGACCCCCUGCAGACCCUCCGGGGCGGCGUGGGACUCUGAGACCCCUCUGGCCCGCAGGCGGCUGUGGUGUGGGGAAGGGGAGAGGCGCGGCCCAGAACAGGGAGUCGGAGUCCCCCCACACCCCGCACCCCACACCCCGCACCCCGCGUCUCCCGAGCUUUGCGCUCCCGGGCCGGGACCGCUUGUAACAGGCGCUUUGCACUUUUGCUGUGGCAGGGUUCGCCCGGAAGUGUGACCUUUCUUUUAUAAAAAAAAAAAAAACACACACAAUAAAGAGAUUU